This is a messenger RNA of Rana temporaria (common frog), 2155 nucleotides long. RefSeq names its product glucocorticoid induced 1 (gene GLCCI1). The transcript is spliced from 8 exons. Gene Ontology annotation, cellular component: cytoplasm. The record is from RefSeq and is a predicted model, not a curated record. The coding region runs from base 121 to 1599 and encodes 492 amino acids. NCBI's taxonomy places the organism in Eukaryota, Metazoa, Chordata, Amphibia, Anura, Ranidae.
UCCUCGCCGCUGUGUGACAGUCGCCGGCGGCCAUUCGGGGGGCCGAGGAGGAGCAGCUGCUGCGUCACCGGCGGCCACGGGGGGAGGAGAAGGCUUCCUCCUGAGUGCAGCUCGCCCGUCAUGUCUUCCACUCACCCCCGAGUGAAGCGCGGCUCCGGCUCCCCUCCCACCCCGGGGGGCUCAGCCCGUCUCCUGCAGCCUAUCCGAGCCACCGUGCCCUACCAGCUCCUGGCCAGCCGUUCCCCGUCCGCCUCCUCUGUGGCCAGCAACACCGAACCGGCCGGACCCCCCAGCCCUUCCACCCCGCCCCCGACCAACAGCAGCCCCGAGGCGGCCAGAGUCCGGAGGAGGAGGAGCAGCACUUCCCCGGAGAGAAGGAACGCCGUGUCCCCCGGGAGCAGAGCCGACAGGUCAAGUUCACAUCACCUGCGACCAUCAAACGCAAUACGACGGACUUCUUCCUUGGACGCCAUAACUGGAACCUACCUGAGCGGGCACUGGCCUCGAGACCAUCAUGUGCACUACCCUUCGUGUAUGAAUGACAAGUCCACACAGACACCAAGCUGCUGGGGAGAAGAGGGUACGGAGAAGAAAAUGGGCCAUCAGCGGUCUGCAUCCUGGGGUAGUGCAGAUCAACUCAAAGAGAUCGCCAAACUAAGACAGCAGUUACAGCGGACCAAGAACAGCACUCGUCACAUCAAAGAUAAAGACAGUCCAUCGCCUUUCCAGGGAAACCACAUAGCAAUCAAUCAUACUCAGGCCUCAUCAUCCCGAUCCAUCCCUGUGCCCACUGCAAGCAUCCUGGUACCAAAAUCCAUAGGCACCAGAGUUCCAUGUAACGUUGAAGGAAUAAGCCCUGAACUCGAGAGAGUCUUCAUUAAGGAAACGAGUGAAAAAGACGGAGUCAAGCCUUUAGAAAUUCCUGAUGGACGUCGAGCUCCAUUACCUUCCACAUAUCGCAGCAGUAGCACGCGCAGCAUCGACACUCAGACGCCUUCUGUCCAAGAGCGAAGCAGCAGCUGCAGCAGCAACCAUUCCCCGUGCGCCUCUCCAUCCUGUCCCCCUGAGUCGCAGGAGGGCAGCCCGUGUUCCACAGAUGAUCUGCUCUUUGACAGAGACAAAGACAGUGGGAGUAGCUCACCGCUGCCCAAGUACGCCUCCUCUCCCAAACCAAACAACAGCUACAUGUUCAAACGGGAGCCCCCAGAGGGAUGCGAGCGCGUGAAGGUCUUUGAGGAGAUGUCGUCUCGUCAGCCAGUCCCUACCGCUCUCUUUUCAUGUCCUGACAAAAACAAGGUUAACUUCAACCCCACGGGAUCGGCGUUCUGUCCUGUAAAGCUCCUGACCUCCUUGCUCAUUACUUCGGACCUGACCAUCAAGAACCUUCAGACCCCUGUCCCGAGCUCUCCUGUGACCAUUGAGCACCUAACAUCUCAGGUCUCCAAUUCCUCCUUGACCGAUAAUGCCACCAGCACCGUAGACAACACUGAAGCCAAUGGCCAAGACUCCUCUCAAGAACAGCAACAUGGUGGGGAGAGACCGGCCGAUGAUCAGUUAUCACGGUCUCCUCCUUCUCCCCACAACCAUGUUGUCAUGUAAGCUGGGCAGAGCUGGCCUCUGCCGUUCCUGAGCUGUCUAGAAGCCAGACCAACAACUUCUGCAUGCGGAUUGGUUAACGCUGUCUGAUCCUUAUUGUAACAGAAAAGUACUGCUUAGCGUCAAUUAAUCACAUCUGCCAAUGUCUGUCUGGGGCUGGGACCAAAUCCCCCCCCCCCCAAUCAAAAAAAAAAAAAAAAAAUUCUGGUUUCCUCUUUCUAGAUGAAGGUAAAUUUGUGCAGAAAUUUUCACCAGUAUCUCUGAAUGAUUUCAUUGUGGACUAUGCAUUUUGCAGUUUGUCUGAACAGGUACAUUUUUGCAUUCUGUUAUCAAAGCAUAAAAUAACCUCUUUAUAACCACAAUCCAAAAACAUCUAAAGCUAGUGUCACACAGGUGCUUUGCAUGUGGCAGAGGGGACCAAGUCCUGGUUUCCAGUGGUGAACCCAAUAGUAAAAUGCAGACAAAUCUCUGGGAUUGACGAAAAGAACCCUUUCCACUUUUCUCAAUGGCAUCUUGUUCCAGACUUGCAUCCCUCGGCUCAUUAAAGCGGAGGUCCACA